AUGUCCACAGUUGCAGUUUUAGGCUUGAAUGGAUUCUUGGGGAAACCUGUUAUUGAAGCCUUAUUAUCAGAGCCUUUCAUUUCUCAAAUUAAGCAACCAAUUAGGCUGUUAACAUUCUCAGAUAAGAAACAAUUCCAAUCAGAAAAAGUUGAAUAUUUGAACGUUUCAAAAGGAUUUGAUGAUGCUUUGAAAGGUGUUGAUUCUGUUGUUAAUUUAACAGGAUAUCCAAAUAAGUCAUCUGAACCAUUUUUAGAUUCAGUCAUCAAGAACAAUGUAAAGCUUUAUAUACCUCCACAAUUUGGUAUUGAUUUAGGUGCAGCUUCUUCAAAGAUUUUCCCUGAAUUAUUGAAAGGUAAAGCUGAGCAUUCACAGAGAGCAAGAGAUAAUGGUAUCAAAAGUGUUGAUUUGUUUACUGGGUUUUUCUUCCUAGAGGUUAAUAACCCAUUUGUGACACCUUUAGUUAAAAUUAAUGGUUCAGAAGCUACUAUAAUUGGUGAUGAAUCAAUAAAAGUUAAUCCAACUUAUAUCAAUGAUGUUGGUAAAUCAGUUGCUUCAAUUUUAACAGCGAAGCGUUUUGAAAAGCUUCCAGAUAAGGUUAGAAUAUAUUCAGAUGUUGUCGAUAUUGGUCAAUUAAUUUCAAGAUAUGAAAAUUUAAAUGAUUUGAAGUUAAGCAAGACAUAUGAACCUAACGAUGAAUAUUUGAAUAAUAUUAGGUCCCAAUAUCAGAAAGAUGGUUAUAUUGGAUCCAAAUUCUUUGACUAUAUGGGAGCCAUGUUAGUUGGUGGUGAAGGAUAUGGAUUAAUAUUUGAGACACAGAAUGAACGAGAUGUCAUUAAUCCUAAUGAAAAAUAUUUCAAAUGGACAAAGUUUGAUGACAAAAAGUGA
This is a messenger RNA of Hansenula ciferrii, 885 nucleotides long. Its product is annotated as Isoflavone reductase P3. The transcript has a single exon. The coding region runs from base 1 to 885 and encodes 294 amino acids. The record is from RefSeq and is a predicted model, not a curated record. Lineage: Eukaryota; Fungi; Ascomycota; Saccharomycetes; Phaffomycetales; Wickerhamomycetaceae.